AUGAAUACCGUCUGCAGUCAACGCCAUAUUACGUCAACAAAUAUUUUGUUUAUCUAUCUAUCUAUCUAUCUAUCUAUCUAUCUAUCUAUCUAUCUAUCUAUCUCUCUCUAUAUAUAUAUAUAUAUCCGCUGCUAUCCACAUCGCUAUAACCACAAACAUCUCAAGUCACAACACAUCCGUAAUUAUUGUCAACAACAUUAUCUUGUAACCCUAACUUGCACGCGGUCGCAUUUCGAGUCAAAUACUUCUUUUCUGUUUCUUCCCGUUUUCUAUGCUCGCGUGUAUCCAGGCUGGAUUGCCAUUUUUCCCUCGCUUUCUAAAAUAUAUGCAUAUUCUGUUAUAAGCGCACAUUCUCUCCAAUGGAAAUGUAUAUAUUUCACCCACGUCUUGAUUAGUGACUGCCUACGAGGUUUAAAAUCACGCCCACGUCUCUCGCCCACGCUUCGAAAAUAUCACAUCGACGUUUCCUUGUAA
Acanthosepion pharaonis is the source of this 474-nucleotide messenger RNA. NCBI's taxonomy places the organism in Eukaryota, Metazoa, Mollusca, Cephalopoda, Sepiida, Sepiidae. The record is from the annotation of a GenBank genome assembly.